Molecule: messenger RNA, 1121 nt
Organism: Daucus carota subsp. sativus
Lineage: Eukaryota; Viridiplantae; Streptophyta; Magnoliopsida; Apiales; Apiaceae
Exons: 2
Coding region: 138-884 (248 amino acids)
Biological process (GO): protein ubiquitination
Cellular component (GO): cytoplasm
Molecular function (GO): protein binding
Source: RefSeq, a predicted model, not a curated record
UCACAUAAUAGGACUUUCUUGGUAUAUUAUAAUUCCUUUUUUUUUUCCAUAUACAGACUACACUAGCAUUUUGGAAUUGGGGGUAGGUUGUAAUAUACCAAGCAGAGAGAGGAGAGGGAGAGAGCAGACGGAGAGAGAUGAGGAAUUCCAAAGAAUCAAACUCAGAUGUUCACGCAGCGGCUCGAGCAGGAGAUUUAAGCGGCGUGCAACUCAUAUGUUCCACCAAUCCUUUGGCUGUCAAUUCUAGAGAUAAGCACUCCAGAACCCCACUACAUUUAGCAGCAUGGGCAGGACAAGCACAAGUGGUGAGUUAUUUAUGUGAGAAUAAAGCUGAUGUCGGCGCUGCAGCCAUGGAUGAUAUGGGUGCUAUUCACUUUGCUGCUCAGAAAGGUCAUUUGAAAGUUGUUCAGAUCCUUAUUUCUUCUGGGGUUUCCACCAAAUCAGCCAAUCGCAAGGGCAUGACAGCCCUUCACUAUGCUGCACAAGGCUCUAGCUUGGAACUUGUAAAGUACUUAGUUAAGAAAGGUGCAAAUCUAAAUGCUAAGACCAAAGCUGGUAAAACUCCUUUUGAUCUUGCGAGCAGUGAAGAAAUCCGCUCAUUUUUAGUAGAGAGUGUUUGUAUAUCAAAAGACAGUGCUGCAGAUGGUGAGAAGAAACCUGAAGAUGUACCAAAAAUAUCCAUGGACAACGAGGAGGUUACCAAGACAGAAACUGCUGUGUCCAUGUCUGAAACUGUUGAUCUUGUGAAAGAUGAAUCUACAAAAAGAAAGAAUGAUAGCGAAGACGAAUCAAAGGAGGAUUUUUCUGCACCAAAGAAGCCAAAGAUUUCCCUUAAUCAUCUGCUAGCAUCAGACGACACACAGGAAGAAGAAGAUAACUUGUAGGCAUCUAAUACUGUUACUAUAUUUUUAACUUUCUAGUCAUUUACCUAGAAUGUCUCAAAGUACUGUUGCUUAAGCAAUAUGCAAAGUUGUUAACAUAGUCUAUUUUCAUGUGCUCUUGGAAGAUGUAAACUAUCUGCAUGUAUUGGACGUAAAUCUGGUUGUUGAGCUUGCGUAUGAGAGUAUUGUGAUGUUAACAUUUCUUUCGUCCGAUAAAGUUUUUAUUUGGUAUGUGGCCCA